AUGAUUAUUCGAGAACUUAUCGUUUUGAGCUUAGUGUUAACUCUUGCAUCGUGUCAAUCUUCGAAAUCGGAAACCCCAGAAUCAAGUGGAAGAUCAAGACAGUCCGAAGGAGAGGGUCGCUUCUUUCCCGGCUUUGGUGCGGCUUUCGGUGGAUAUAGACCUGGAGGAUUUUUCGGUGGCUACCCAAGACCGGGCGGUUAUCCAAGACCAGGCGGUUUCUCUGGAUUCUUCGGAGGAUAUUAUCCAGGUGCUUAUCGUCCAGGUGGGUUCUAUCAAGGUGGCUAUCCCGGUGGAUAUUAUGGAGGCUAUCAGCAGUACCCAAGACCUGGCUUUGGUAAUCGGCCUUAUGGAGGGCCAGCAGCCGGUGGAGUGCCAAGUGUGCCACGACCAGGCUUAGACAAUUCUAAUAACAACCGUCCAAAUACUGCCACAGCUCCCGCACUUCCAAAUCUCAGCAAUCUCACUCCAAGUCAAGCUGCACUUCUUGGCCAGGCAUUAGGCGCGUCACUACGGCCACUUUUAAUGGCAAAUGGAGGAGCUGGUUUAAGUGGAGCAUCAUCAGGUUCUGCGAACUCAUUGGCUGAUAUUCUCGCUCAGCUUGGUUAA
Episyrphus balteatus (marmalade hoverfly) is the source of this 606-nucleotide messenger RNA. Its product is annotated as translation initiation factor IF-2. Bases 1 to 606 code for a protein of 201 amino acids. NCBI's taxonomy places the organism in Eukaryota, Metazoa, Arthropoda, Insecta, Diptera, Syrphidae. The transcript has a single exon. The record is from RefSeq and is a predicted model, not a curated record.